This is a messenger RNA of Acanthoscelides obtectus, 490 nucleotides long. Lineage: Eukaryota; Metazoa; Arthropoda; Insecta; Coleoptera; Chrysomelidae. The record is from the annotation of a GenBank genome assembly.
AUGAUCAGUUUGUUAACACAUCCUGAUGGAUUGAGAUUUGAGAACGUUUAUCUGUACUGCAAGUCGCUGUACCAACCCAAGUACAAAUAUUUACGAGAACUACUAACACCGCUUCGCGAAAUAGGGUAUUAUGAAUACAGUGAAGAUGCAAACAUUGCGAGACCAGAAAACAUUAAACCAAACUCCGUAAUAAUUUUUGACGACGUUUCAUCAUGUAAUCAGAAUAUAAUAAGACAAUAUUUCAGUUUUGGACGACAUCGUAAUACAGACUGUUUCUAUCUUUGUCAAACGUAUACUGCCGCACCCAAACAUAAUUUAAAGGAUAACAUAAACCUACUCAUACUAUUUCCUCAAGACAAUUUGAAUCUGAAACAUAUCUAUGAUGAUCAUAUCAGCCUAGACAUCAACAUAAAUUUGUAACUUGUUGUAACUAUACUCUGUGCAAAUCUUAGGGUAGUACUUAUAUAACAUCGAAGGUAGACAGAUGGAU